AAACUAGCCACCAUAUUCGUAAGUGUGUGAGUGUUUGUUUUUUUUAUAUUUUUUUCUUAACGUACGUGAAUUUGUGUGUUUAGUCAGUCACUGUGGAAUUUAAUCAGUUCGUGGUCGUUGGGAUUUGUGCAAGACAGAAAAAAUACAAGUUGUCAAGUGUGUGUGAAAGAUAUUAAAGAAAUUUAAAAAAUAAAAUAUUCAAUUCAAAAAUAAAAUAAAAAAGUUGUGAAAUGGCAACAAAAUCAAAACGCGCGGGAGCUGCCACGCCCCAACCACAACCCGGUGGCACUAGUACACCCCUGAUGACGGGUCCUAAUCGUCCUGCCAGUCCUUUGAGUCCAACACGCCAUUCUCGCCUGCAGGAGAAAGCUGAAUUGCAAAACCUGAAUGAUCGUUUAGCCGCCUACAUUGACCGUGUCCGUAAUUUGGAAACCGAAAAUGCCCGCCUAUCAAUUGAAGUGCAAACAACACGCGAUACCAUUACGCGCGAGGCCACCAAUGUCAAGUCCAUGUACGAGAAUGAAUUGAGUGAUGCCCGGCGUUUGUUGGACGAUACGGCACGCGAAAAGGCUAAAUUGGAAAUCGACAUUAAAAGACUCUGGGAAGAAAAUGAAGAAAUGAAGGCCAAAUUGGACAAGAAAACUAAAGAGUGUUCAGUAGCUGAAGGAAAUGCCCGCAUGUAUGAAUCACGUGCCGCUGAUUUGAGCGCCAAGUUCAAUGCUGCCAAUGCUGAUCGCAAGAAGGCGAUUGAUGAAUUGAAAGAUUUGCAAAAUGAACUCGAUCGUUUGCGCAAACAACUGGACGAGGCUCGUAAACAUUUGGAAGAUGAGACACUGGCUCGUGUCGAUCUUGAGAAUAACAUUCAGAGUCUGCGUGAGGAGUUGACCUUUAAGGAUCAAAUACACUCGCAAGAAAUCAAUGAAACUCGUUCUCGCCGUCAGGUGGAGAUCAGUGAAAUUGAUGGUCGUCUUAUGGAACAGUACGAGGCCAAGUUACAGCAAUCUCUACAGGAGUUACGCGAUCAAUAUGAGGGCCAAAUGCGUGCCAAUCGCGAUGAAAUUGAAAUGCUUUAUGAGCAAAAAAUUAAAAAUCUACAAGCUGCUGCCAAUCGAAAUUCGGGUGCUGCUGCCAAUGCCAUCGAAGAAUUACGUACAACACGUACUCGCAUAGACACAUUGAACAGUCGCAUCAAUGAAUUGGAAUCUACUAAUGCUGCCCUCAAUGCUCGUAUCCGUGAUCUAGAGCAGUUGCUGGAUAAUGAGAGGGCUCGCCACAAUGCCGACAUGUCAGUGUUGGAAGCUGAAUUGCAACGCAUGCGUGAUGAAAUGGCUCAUCAGUUACAAGAAUAUCAAGAUCUAAUGGAUAUCAAGGUUUCUUUGGAUUUGGAAAUUGCCGCCUACGACAAACUUUUGUGUGGCGAGGAAUCACGUCUCAAUAUUACACCGUCCGCUGGUGGUGCCACAGUCACCUCUUUAAGCCAAUCUUUACGUUCGACUCGUGCUACACCUCACCGUAAGACACCAAUGCGUGCACCAUCUACUGCACCCGGCGCCUAUAAGCGCAAACGCACCGUUGUCGAUGAAUCCGAAGAUGUGAGUCAAUCGGAGUUCUUUGUUACCAGCAGUGCUAAGGGUGAUAUUGAAAUUUCUGAAUUUGAUCCUGAGGGCAAAUUCGUUAAAGUCCACAACAAGGGACAGACUGAGGUACAAAUUGGUGGUUGGCAAUUAAAGCGUACUGCUGAUGGCAAAGAGAGUACCUUCAAAUUCCAUCGCAGUGUAAAAAUUGACGCUGGAGCCACGAUAACUGUUUGGUCAUCAGAUGCUGCUGGUGCAACCCACGAACCACCAACAAACAUUGUGAUGAAGACACAAAAAUGGUUCGGUGGCGACAGCAUAAAAACUUCCCUGUUCAACAGUGAUGGCGAAGAAGUGGCCGGCUCAGAACGUAUCAAGCGUACGAUUGUACGUCAUGUUUCACGUCAUAGAUCCGGCGCCAGUGUAAGUGGACGUGCCAGUGUUUCAGUGCUCGACGGUGUGGGCAAUGAGGAACUUUAUCAUCAACAGGGUGAUCCAGAUCAACAGCAAGGCGAAGAGAAAUGUCGUUUGAUGUAAGGAAUGCGUCAAAAGAAGCUUCAGUGUUUUUAAGGUGUAGAUUUAAAAUGAUAAAAAGAACUAUUAUAGAUUAAGGACGGUAUGUUAGAUACAUGUCCAUAAAAUAAAAAAAAAAACAAACGCGCAACAUUACAACUUUUGUUUUAAAACGAUAAAAUUGUAUUUGCCUCUUCCCUUAUUUUCUAUGUUCUCUUUAUUUAAUUUAUAUUAUGAUUAAUUUUAUAUUUUGAAUUUAAAUCGCCGAAGCCAACAUUAAAAACAAACCAACAAACAAAAAAUACUUAUCAACCAACCCUACAAAUACAACCUACAAAUACAAUAGUUUCUUCUAAUUUUAGUAUUAAGAUUUCAUUUGGUAGACUUGAAUUUAUUUUCAUUUAAGUCUUCCAAACUCUUUCUCUUUUUUACAUCAAACUAAUAAUCAUUUUAAGACCCUUAACAAGUAAAUGUUUCUCUUCCAUCAGAAUAAUAAAAAAAAAAACUAAAAACAUACCUAUGCUUUGUUUCUCAACAUUUUAAAAUAGAAAAACACUAUAUAAAAUCUUGUCAUAAGUCCUAAUGUAUUUGCUUAUUAACAACAAAUAACAUACAGACAUAAAGAGCAAUAAAUAAAAAUCGUCUUUUAUUUUUAUUCUAACAAACAUGAACUCUUUCUGCUUACUUUUUCUUUUUAUAAAUUUCAUAGUUAAGUAUGUAAACUAUUCUUAAAAUAAAUAUUUUGCCAGUUGAACAAGAUUCUUAAAUGGGAUGAAAGAAAUAGAGAGAUAAAGAGCAAAAACUAACCAAUUCAAAAAUGUACAAAUUUAUGUUUCAUUAUUAACAAUUUGUUCUAAAUUUUAUGUUUCGCUAACAAACUUUUUUUGUCCAAUACUAUACAUACAAACAUACUUAUACAUAAACUAUAAAUACAUUUUUUUUUAAACAAAAAUAAACCAUAAAAUAUACAAAUUACAGAAUAUAUAUUUAAUUUUAUAAAUUUAAGUUUUUUGUCUUAUUAUUUUUUUACAUUAAAACAAGGAUGUUUUCAUUUUCCAAAAAAAAAAACAAAAGAUUUUAUAUAACUAAAAAAAGUUUGUAACCUUUCAGAAUACAUAUAAAAGAAAAAUAAAAGCAAACAUUAAAUAUUUUACAAAAAUUAUAAA
This is a messenger RNA of Calliphora vicina (urban bluebottle blowfly), 3253 nucleotides long. It is a transcript of the gene Lam, whose product is annotated as Lamin. NCBI's taxonomy places the organism in Eukaryota, Metazoa, Arthropoda, Insecta, Diptera, Calliphoridae. Gene Ontology annotation, molecular function: structural constituent of cytoskeleton. Gene Ontology annotation, cellular component: nuclear envelope; nuclear lamina. The record is from RefSeq and is a predicted model, not a curated record. The transcript has 3 exons. The coding region runs from base 231 to 2111 and encodes 626 amino acids. Gene Ontology annotation, biological process: nuclear migration; protein localization to nuclear envelope; nuclear envelope organization.